Schistocerca serialis cubense is the source of this 1836-nucleotide messenger RNA. RefSeq lists its product as uncharacterized. The record is from RefSeq and is a predicted model, not a curated record. The transcript is spliced from 4 exons. The coding region runs from base 1 to 1836 and encodes 611 amino acids. NCBI's taxonomy places the organism in Eukaryota, Metazoa, Arthropoda, Insecta, Orthoptera, Acrididae.
AUGCGCCAAAACAAAUGGAAAAACCCACACGAAAAUUAUAAGGAUUACCAGUCGGGCAACGUACAUUAUUCUCCCUCAGUACUGUCAAGUGUGGAUAAACUUCCUCAGAGACUAGUACAAAAAUACACUCUUCUUAAAAUAAUCAACCGCUCUGGUUCCAAUAAGGCAUUGCAGUGUUGCUGGAAAUAUAAAGGUGAAAGCGAUAGUAGAACAAUUCGAAAUAGAGUGAAACGUGGUGUUCGUGAACGAGACGGCAAGAACUUACAGAGACAGGUCUAUUCGCAUGCGAAGCGGUUAUUUCCAAGAGAUUCCGACGACACCUUAGCAGCUGCUGGUGACCAAACGACGGACAGAGAGGCACUGCUCGACGAAGAUGUACAGUCGAGUCAUCUCAACCACUCAGAUUCAAACUACAAACUUCCAGAAACUGCCACACACGAGAUUCCUUCAGAUGUGCAGGAAACCACGUAUACUUCGGUAAACAUUUUGUCAGAUGGGUUGGAAGUCGUUACAGCUCCGAACAUUGUUGCGACAGAAAAUGAGCCUGAAGACGAAAAAAGUACGGAAUCUCCUCAUGCUGAUGCUGCCGACCCCAUAGAGCAUGUUACAACCUCGCACCAGGAGACAGACAAUUCACUGGUGCAGUCACAACUGCACGUUGUAAACAUAGAGAAUGAGCCCGAAGACGAAAAUAAUACGGAAUCUCCUCAUGCUGAUCCUACCGACCACACACAACAUAUUGCCACAUCGAACUUCGAGACGGAUCAUUCACAGAUGCAGUUACAACUACCCGCAGAAUUUGAAUCAGCUUCCGAGGCAACCCCUACACCGCAAGAUGGAAGUACUACAGUGCUAGCAGAGAUUAUCACUUCGACAGUCUCAAAUACGGAUGCGGUCACGUGGUGGCCACCUCUGGUGAGCGUUACACCGGAGAACACCACCAGCGACACCGCCUGCCACUGCGAAGAGCCGCCUUCGGACCCUCUGGUUGCCGCUGUGCUGCUUCUGUUGGGUCACGUAGCUCCUCUGCUGUGGUCGGUGGCCGGUCGCUGCGGGUGCGGGCGCUGGCCGAUGUCAGCUGCGACGCUGGAGCUGCUGCUGUGGCUGCCCGGCCUGCUGGGGGCGGCGUCGCGGGCGGCCGGCGUGCAGACGCCGGUGCGGGGGCCCGCGUGCCGCGCCGCCACCGCCGCCGGCCUCUGCGGGGCGCUGCUGCGGGUCUUCCAGGCCGUGCUGUCGGCGGCGCGCGUGCCCUCCUCUGUCCGGCAGGGUCCCCGCUCCGCGGACUCCGCCUCCACCACGUCUGGGACGCGCAAGACUGGCUGGGUGUCCGCUGAGGAGGCGGGCCCCAGUAGCGGCGUAGAGCUGCCAGCCAACCCGGACGCUCGGGACCGUGGAGGCACCGCCAAUGAAACAUCAAUUCAGAAACCCAGUCACGACGGAGAAGGUCCGAAGAGUGAGCACAGUGACCGAGCCCCAGACAGUGGCACUCAGGGGGCCAAAUUGUCGCCAGAACUCGAGGCUGUGUUUGUUGUUGGGAACACUGAGCCCUGUACAGGACGGUCCAAGCCGGAAACACCACUCGAGUGUCCGGCACAGAAAAGUGAACGACAAUCCUCCCUUAAUAAUAUUCCAAAGUUCUUACAAGUCAAUUCUGUUUCUCUCCCAGUUCCAAAACGACCAACGGACUGGGCGCUGGAAGAUGAAACAGACGAUGGUAGUGACAAACCAACAGAUCACGAAGACCAUGAAGAUACACUGAGUACACGGGACGCCAUCUGCAGCACGUCUACAGCCACAGCCAUUGUCACGGACAGAACUGAACGAGUUUUCAAGUGA